Molecule: messenger RNA, 1202 nt
Organism: Jatropha curcas
Lineage: Eukaryota; Viridiplantae; Streptophyta; Magnoliopsida; Malpighiales; Euphorbiaceae
Gene: SAP5
Product: A20/AN1-like zinc finger family protein
Biological process (GO): protein ubiquitination
Molecular function (GO): ubiquitin-protein transferase activity; zinc ion binding; DNA binding
Source: RefSeq, a predicted model, not a curated record
GCCAUUACCGACCUCUCCUUUCCUUCAUAUCCCCAUCCUUCCCCUACCUCUCCACCCCCAAAUUCCACCUUUCCUCCUCUCCAUCCUCUCUCUCUUCUCUCUCCCUAGAAAUUAUUCAGAGGUUUCAUUUCUAAAAUUUUAAAAAAUACGAAUAGAAUUUUAGAAUCCAAUAAUCAAAAGAAAUUUAUCAGGAAAAUGGCUCAGAAAACGGAGAAAGAAGAGACGGAAUUCAAGGUUCCAGAAACGCUUACCUUAUGCGUUAAUAAUUGUGGAUUCACCGGUAAUCCGGCGACCAACAAUAUGUGUCAGAAAUGUUUCAACGCUACCACCAGCACCUCAAAUUCAGCAACGGUGACGGCGGCUGUACCUGCAAAUACAACCUCGACAACGACGACGACAUCAUCAGCGGCUGUCGUCUCAUCUGGUAGCGAGAUCUUGCGUAAAUCACCGAGAUCUAGCUUGUCUAGAUCUCCUAUUCGAGAUCCGUUACGCCAGACGAAUCAAAAGGUGCAGACGUCGACAGAUCGGGAAAAAUCAGACGCAGCGGUGGCUAGGAGGGAGGUGAACCGAUGCUCGGGAUGUAGAAGGAAGGUUGGGUUGACCGGAUUCCGAUGCCGGUGUGGAGAGCUUUUCUGUUGGGAACACCGGUAUUCUGACCGUCACGACUGCAGUUACGACUAUAAAGCCGCUGGCAGGGAGGCGAUCACUAGAGAAAACCCCGUGGUCAAAGCGGCGAAGAUUGUUAGAGUUUGAUAAAUGGGAAAGAACGUCAAAAUUUGAACAGAGAACUUCAAAACUUCACGAUGAUCGAUGCUCUCGAUCUGAUCAUUCCUCCUUUUUCCUCUAUAGAGAAUGGCUUGAGAUAGAUUUUAGGGAGAGGAAAGAAGAGAUCGGUCGAUGAACAAGAAUCAAUUAUGGCUUGAAGAUAAUCCAGAGAUCAAGAUCAAAAUUCUUCUAUAAAAUUUUAUUUUCUUUUUUACUUUUUUUUCCUUUUUUAAAUGAAAGAUUAUUAUUAUUAUUAUUAUUAUUAUUAUUAUUAAAUAUGAUUAUUAAUGUUAUUGUUGUGGCCUAAUCGUGCUUGACUGUUUGUUCAUGUUUACUUUUGAGGUUUUUUUUUUCUUAAGAGAUUUUAGAAAUGGUAAUGGCAUGGGAAUGUAAAUUAGAAGGAAAUUGUGUGGCUUUUAUGUCAAUUCGGUUAUAAA